Messenger RNA from Conger conger (European conger), 2701 nucleotides. Its product is annotated as rho-related GTP-binding protein RhoE. Gene Ontology annotation, molecular function: GTPase activity; GTP binding. Gene Ontology annotation, biological process: small GTPase-mediated signal transduction. The record is from RefSeq and is a predicted model, not a curated record. The transcript has 5 exons. The coding region runs from base 154 to 885 and encodes 243 amino acids. Lineage: Eukaryota; Metazoa; Chordata; Actinopteri; Anguilliformes; Congridae.
AGAGACGAUAUUGCUUGUUCGCCAGGAAAACGGGCUCAGUGUGAUAUUCGGAACAGCUGCUCCGGGAAUUUUCAUCAGAUUUCUGCCAAAGUUUGAUUUUUUUGUUCUUCCACGAAGUCGGUACUUUGGAGGACUAUUUUAAAAUAUAAAUCAAUGAAGGAGAGAAGAUCUAGCCAGAAGCUAUCUCUUAAAUCCGGGAUGGAUCCCAGUCAAAGUGUGAAAUGUAAAAUAGUGGUCGUAGGGGACAGCCAGUGUGGGAAAACCGCUUUACUUCAUGUCUUUGCGAAGGACUGCUUUCCAGAGAACUACGUUCCCACGGUGUUUGAGAAUUACACGGCCAGUUUUGAAAUCGACACUCAAAGGAUUGAACUCAGUCUGUGGGACACCUCAGGCUCGCCAUACUAUGACAAUGUGAGGCCUCUAUCCUACCCAGACUCUGACGCCGUUCUCAUCUGCUUUGACAUCAGCCGACCAGAGACCCUGGACAGUGUUUUGAAGAAGUGGAAAGGGGAGAUCCAGGAGUUCUGCCCCAACACAAAGAUGCUGCUUGUGGGCUGUAAAUCGGACCUGCGGACAGACCUCACCACACUGGUGGAGUUGUCCAGUCACAGGCAGACGCCGGUAUCGUACGACCAGGGUUCAAAUAUGGCCAAACAGAUUAACGCCCCCUACAUUGAGUGUUCGGCCCUGCAGUCAGAGAACAGUGUGAGGGACAUCUUCCACGUGGCCACCUUGGCCUGCGUCAACAAGAACAGCAAGCACGUCAAGCGGAACAAGUCCAACCGGGCCAAUAAGAGGAUCUCGCACAUGCCCGGUCGACCUGACCUGGCAGCUGUGGCAUCGGACCUCAGGAAGGACAAGGCCAAAAGCUGUACGGUCAUGUGACCGCCUCACUCCUGCCAGUGUGGAUGUGUGUUUUUUGGAUGCUGGAAGUAGACCAGGGGAAAGAGGAAUCGAGUGCAAAGCAAGCCCCUCUCCCUGUUCUCAAAACACAUUUACAAAUGCAUAAAGGAGGUGGUGGUGGUGGGGGUUGAGUUGCACUUUAGAGCAUCGGUUUCACUCUUGGUUGAGGUUCACUGCUUUUUCUGGAGUGCACAGUGCCCAUUAUCUACAAAGUGACUUUAUUUGGAGGGAUUUUCAAUGAACUGCACCUCUCCACCCCCACCUAAAGGUUAACCUGCCUUUGCUUUAAGGUCUCGACGUGUCCAUUUUUAUGCUUCUGACUUUGUAUACACACACACACACACACACACGCACGCACACACACACACGGAAGUUGUGUCCCUGUUACAGAUAUUGCAUCAGGAGGUUGAGGGGAUGAAAUCAGGGUUGCACGCUUCCUCCUCACAGGAAAUGUGCAGCGGAAGGAACUGAUGUCAGAGCUUUUUUUAAAAUGUGAAAUUGGCUUCAGCCACUCCCUACCCCAAUUCUACUCAUUUUGGGGGUGGGUGUGUGUGUGUGUGAAACUAUGCCUGCAGACAGGAAAAUGAGUGAUUUCUUGCACUGGCCCUUGGAACCUAUUUGGGGGGGCCAUCAGACAUGGAACUAAAAUGACUGCAAAUCACUGUGGGUUUUAAAUUGGAUUAUUUUGAUUUGGUCCUUUUCCCAUUUCAUAGCAGCCAUGGAGAGUUGGUCAGACCAUAAAUAAGUUGGUUUGUUCUGUUCUGCAAAAACCUGUGCCAUACUUCUGCAUUUGAGCCCUUCAUUUUCAUAUCAUCCCAGUGGCAUUUCAUAUUCAUUUGCCCUCAUGAUUUUUAACCAAAGAAAAUCUUUAAUUGUUAAAUCCCAUAACUUGCUGUUGAUCUUUAUUUCCUGUGAUCAAACUCCUUUAAAAUUGAUUCGUUUUUUUUAAAUGCCACAACAAAAGGGGUGUGGUUGGGGUUCAAGAAAUGUGAUUCCUGAUUGGUUCUACUCGGCACAAUAUCUUUAGCCUAGAAAUCGAGCUCCUUUAUUGGAAAAAAGAAAAGGGUUUAAUCGAAACCAGGGUAUUGUGGGUGAGAUCAGACGGGUGAUUGCAUCAGUGAUUAUCUGUGCGCACAAGGUUCAGUCGGAAGUUUCUCCAGCCAAUCAGAAGUGAGGCUGCCUCAAAAAGGCCCAUCUUGCAGUUAAGUUUCCUUCAGCAAGGAUGUCUUCAGCUAUGCAAUACAUUAGUUUCUCUAGUCCCUGUUGGAAACAACUUAAAUGAAGUGUACCAUUUUUAUUUCCCUCUGAAAAACAUAAUGCAGCCUUGGUUUUAUAAAAAAAUUUUCUUUUUAAAUUUUUUUUGUUUUUUUUUAAUGUGGAGGUCAAGACUGUGGGCUGACAUUCUGUUGAAGGCUACAUAUCUGAAAUGUUGGGCCAGAUACUACCCUAUACAUUACAAUAUUCUGCAUAUGCUCUUGUUGCACUUUGAUCUUGUUAGUUCACGCAAAAAAGGUGGAAUGAUAUUCCGGUGUAUUCCAAUUCUCUGUACAACUGGAGAUGAUUCUGAAAUGCUUUCAGAAUGUUGCAUUGGAGUCCUCAAGGGCAGUAUUAUCAGCUAGUCUGUAUAUGCUUUCUGUACAUAAGUGUUUAUUUUUAUUAAAUUAUGGAAGUCAUUUUAUGUAGAACAUCCUCACUUUUUGAAUGUUUGAAGUCCAUUUGUAAGUCUGUUAAUUGAUGUUUCCGCUGUAUUUAUUGAAGUAUAUUUUUUUUCUUUUAAAUAAAUGUAAGUUUUAAUGUU